AAAUGGGGAGAGAAGAGUGAACCCUACUCCCUAUACUGUCUGUGGUUUUUCUCUUCUUCUCUUCCUCCCCCGCAAUUAUUCGUGUCUUUCUGUCCUUUCCUGUCAUGGCCCACAUCCCUGCCUGGCUCCCAAUCAUUCCCUUUUCCAUGUUCCUCUCUUUGUGCUGCCUACUUCAUUUAUUUGGUAAUCAUUUGUUGAGGACUCCGCUCUGCACCCCACCACCACCACUUCUCCCUGUCACCUCUCCUCGUUGCCACCUGCUGCUGUGUUGUACCCUCUUCUUCCUCACUCUGUGCCCUGCCUUCUCUGUGUUGUCCACCUCUUUCCCGCUUGGUACUGCCCAACACAUCCCCUUGUUCCACGUUGUUGCCCCGCCUCCCGCCCGCUCUCAGGUCUCAGCGGCGGUGGCAGCCGAGGUGCAGGAUGCGAGAAGGCGCCCCCCGGCCGGGCUCCCGCUCCAGGCCUCACUCCCCUGCGGCCCUCUGAGCCCACCAUGGCCGUCCCACCGGGCCAUGGUCCCUUCUCUGGCUUCCCGGGGCCCCAGGAGCACACGCAGGUAUUGCCUGAUGGACGGAUACUGCCGCGGAGGCUGCCCCUGGCCUUCCGAGACGCGACCUCAGCCCCGCUGCGCAAGCUCUCCGUGGACCUCAUCAAGACCUACAAGCACAUCAAUGAGGUAUACUAUGCGAAGAAGAAGCGGCGGGCCCAGCAGGUGCCACCUCAGGACUCGAGCACCAAGAAGGAGAAAAAGGUCCUGAACCACGGUUAUGACGAUGACAACCACGACUACAUCGUGCGCAGUGGCGAGCGCUGGCUGGAGCGCUAUGAGAUUGACUCCCUCAUUGGCAAAGGCUCCUUUGGCCAGGUGGUGAAAGCCUAUGAUCAUCAGACCCAGGAGCUGGUGGCCAUCAAGAUCAUCAAGAACAAAAAGGCCUUCCUGAACCAGGCCCAGAUUGAGCUGCGGCUGCUGGAGCUGAUGAACCAGCAUGACACAGAGAUGAAGUACUAUAUAGUGCACCUGAAGCGGCACUUCAUGUUCCGGAAUCACCUGUGCCUGGUGUUUGAGCUGCUUUCCUACAACCUAUACGACCUCCUGCGCAACACGCACUUCCGUGGCGUCUCGCUGAACCUGACGCGGAAGCUAGCGCAGCAGCUCUGCACGGCGCUGCUCUUCCUGGCCACGCCCGAGCUCAGCAUCAUUCACUGCGACCUCAAGCCCGAGAACAUCCUGCUCUGCAACCCUAAGCGCAGCGCCAUCAAAAUCGUGGACUUCGGCAGCUCCUGCCAGCUUGGCCAGCGGAUCUACCAGUACAUCCAGAGCCGUUUCUACCGUUCGCCCGAGGUGCUCCUGGGCACACCCUACGACUUGGCCAUUGACAUGUGGUCCCUGGGCUGCAUCCUGGUGGAGAUGCACACUGGAGAGCCCCUCUUCAGUGGCUCCAACGAGGUGGACCAGAUGAACCGGAUUGUGGAGGUGCUGGGCAUCCCACCAGCCCCCAUGCUGGACCAGGCACCCAAGGCUCGAAAGUACUUUGAGCGGCUGCCUGGGGGUGGCUGGACCCUGCGAAGGACAAAGGAACUCAGGAAGGAUUACCAGGGCCCCGGGACACGGCGGCUGCAGGAGGACCUGGUGCUGCGCAUGCUGGAGUAUGAGCCCGCCGCCCGCAUCAGCCCACUGGGGGCUCUGCAGCAUGGCUUCUUCCGCCGCACGGCUGAUGAGGCCACCAACACGGGCCCGGCAGGCAGCAGUGCCUCCACCUCGCCCGCGCCCCUCGAUACCUGCCCCUCUUCCAGCACCGCCAGCUCCAUCUCCAGCUCUGGAGGCUCCAGUGGCUCCUCCAGUGACAACCGGACCUACCGCUAUAGCAACCGAUAUUGUGGGGGCCCUGGGCCCCCCAUCACUGACUGUGAGAUGAACAGCCCCCAGGUCCCGCCCUCUCAGCCACUGCGCCCCUGGGCAGGGGGUGAUGUGCCGCACAAGACACAUCAGGCUCCUGCCUCUGCCUCAUCACUGCCAGGGGCCGGGGCCCAGUUACCCCCUCAACCCCGAUGCCUUGGCCGUCCCCCGUCACCAACCUCGCCACCACCCCUGGAGCUGAUGGACGUGAGCCUGGUGGGCGGCCCUCCGGACUGCUCCCAGCCUCACCCAGCGCCUGCCCCCCAGCACCCGGCUGCCUCAGCCCUCCGGACUCGGAUGACAGGAGGUCGUCCACCCCUCCCACCCGCUGAUGACCCUGCCACUCUGGGGCCGCACUUGGGCCUCUGUGGUAUACCCCAGAGCACGGCAGCCAGCUCAUGACCCUGCCCCCUCCCUGGGGCCCCUCCUGAAGCCAUACCCCCCCACCCACCCAAUCUGGGGGCCCUGGGCUCCCAUCCUCAUCUCUCCCCUUGACUGGAAUUGCUGCUACCCAGCCGGGGUGGGUGAGGCCUGCACUGAUUGGGGCCUGGGGCAGGGGUUCAAGGAGAGGGGUUUAGGCUCACCUCCCCACUAAGGACUGGACCCUUGGUCCCUUCUCUCCCCUUGUUUUCUAUUUAUUGUACCAAAGACAGUGGUGGUCCAGUGCGGGGAGGGGGAGAUUCCCUCUCACCCCAGGGCCCUAGGAGGGGGUGGGGGCAGGUAGGGGGAGAUGGCCUUGCUCCUCCUUGCUGUACCCCCCAGUAAAGAGCUUUCUCACA
Molecule: messenger RNA, 2676 nt
Organism: Kogia breviceps (pygmy sperm whale)
Lineage: Eukaryota; Metazoa; Chordata; Mammalia; Artiodactyla; Physeteridae
Source: RefSeq, a predicted model, not a curated record